Molecule: messenger RNA, 1444 nt
Organism: Papilio machaon (common yellow swallowtail)
Lineage: Eukaryota; Metazoa; Arthropoda; Insecta; Lepidoptera; Papilionidae
Gene: l(2)37Cd
Product: general transcription factor 3C polypeptide 5
Exons: 8
Coding region: 61-1443 (460 amino acids)
Biological process (GO): transcription initiation at RNA polymerase III promoter
Cellular component (GO): transcription factor TFIIIC complex
Source: RefSeq, a predicted model, not a curated record
UUGUUUAUUUUUAAUAAGGUAGACAGUUAUAUAGGAAUAUUGUUUUCUUAAGAAGUUUAGAUGGAUCCGAGUAAUCUUAAGCGAAAUCUAGUGUGUGUUUUGUUUCCUGGAAUUGUUAAAAAUGAAGAAAAAGCAGUGCAAUGUUUGGGCGGUCCAAGAGGAAUUUCACAGGUGUAUUCUCAGCCAACAAAGAAGCGUUUAGGUUUAAGCUUCCAACCUGAUAAUCCUUAUGUAAAGAAAACAUUUGCCGAUUGCAAGAGAACUGCUGGGGUUCUGCUUAAAGUUAAAGUAAAGAAGACAAAAGUAGACGGAAAAGAUACAAAACAAGUUGUUUCCACAACACUUCUUGGUUCUGUUAAGGUUAUAUAUAAGUUUGAGGCAAUGUGUGAUUUCCAGUAUUUACCUGUGAACAUUGAAGGACAAGAACCUCAAUGUAUAUUGGAGAAGAUUUUGCCAUCAGGAGUUGACACAUUUGACUUUAUGCUGAAACCUUCACCACUAUUUAUCGUACCUUCAAACUUUACAAGGUUUGAUAAGCCCAUAAACUAUAACUAUACCGAUAAAAGGUUCAUUGUCAAAGAACAGGAUGAAAAUCCUGAUAAUAUUCAUCGUAGAGCGCGGACUGAACGUGGUACACCACUUUUGCGGUACACUUUCAAUCUGGAUGAUGAUUUAGCAACAGAAGCUGAUGCUUAUUACAUAAAACAACUAGAAAUUAAAAAAGUUAUGUACCCACCACUGCAACAAGAAUUUGAGACGGUUAAAAAGCUUUUUGAAGAGAGACCAAUAUGGUCACUGAAUCUCAUCAAAUUCCAUACAAAAAUAAGGUUAUCGUCCCUGAAAAUAAUAAUGCCUUGCCUGGCUAUCUAUAUGAAGGAUGGACCCUGGAGAAUGUUGUGGGUUAAGUUUGGCUAUGACCCCAGAAAAGAGCCCGCCUCAAGAAUUUAUCAGACUCUGGAUUUCAGAUUAAGGCAUACAGCGGGUGUUCACUCAAUGGUGAUGACGCGAGAUAAAGUGGUGCACUACAAGAAGGCGGUGCGCGUUCGGCAGCUGCGCAACGAGCGCGUGGAGCCGCAGCCUCCGGACGACGUCAGCGAGGGCGCCGUGCGAUUCCGACCCGGCAUGGCGCCCUCUCAGCGACAGAUAUUCUACCAGUACUGUGACGUGCACUUGCCUGAAGUGGAAGAGAUCCUCGCGGUGGAGCCGCCGCCGGGGUACUUGUGCCACGAGAAGCGCGGCUGGCUGCCGCCCGACACCGACCAGAUCUGUCGCGACCACAUCUUCAGAUACGUCAAGCAGACCUUGCUCGCGACACACAGUGCUGACUUGAAGUUGGAGCAAGGGAGCUUGGAAAGCUGCGAAGAAGAUUCGAGUUCUGAUGACGACGAUGAAGGCAGCAUACCAGCUAACGAAACGGACGAUGUUUCAACACUUAAUCAAUAAA